Molecule: messenger RNA, 3012 nt
Organism: Scophthalmus maximus (turbot)
Lineage: Eukaryota; Metazoa; Chordata; Actinopteri; Pleuronectiformes; Scophthalmidae
Gene: klhl31
Product: kelch-like family member 31
Exons: 3
Coding region: 190-2097 (635 amino acids)
Biological process (GO): negative regulation of protein phosphorylation
Cellular component (GO): cytoplasm; nucleus
Molecular function (GO): protein binding
Source: RefSeq, a predicted model, not a curated record
GCCACAUGAAUUUCACAAUUCUUGAUUGGCACUCGCUCCCCUAGAGGAGGAGUUAACUGCAUGUCUCUUUCAGCAGGGGUGACUGCUGGUCUCUCUCUCCUGCUCCAGUAAGUGGAGGCACAAGUUCCUUCUUCACCAUCCUCAACCUCAUUUCUCAAACGGUCUGGGCUGUGUUCUGCUGCUACAGCCAUGGCACCCAAAAAGAACAAGGCCACCAAAAAAAGUAAAGGAGACAUAAAUGAAAUGGCCAUUAUGGUUGAGGACAGCCCCAUCAACAAGAUCAAUGGGUUAAACACUCUGUUAGAAGGGGGAAACGGCUUCAGCUGCAUUUCCACUGAAGUUACUGAUUCGGUGUAUGCCCCAAACCUCCUGGAGGGUUUGAGCAGCAUGAGGCAUGAGAGCUUCCUCUGUGAUCUGACAGUCUCCACCAAGUCAAAGUCAUUCGAUGUCCACAAGGUUGUCAUGGCCUCCUGCAGCGAGUACAUUCGUAACAUCUUGAAGAAGGAUUCAACCCUCCAAAAGAUCGACCUGAACGACCUCUCACCUGUGGGCCUUGCCACUUCCAUUACAUAUGCAUACUCUGGAAAGCUGACCCUGUCACUGUACAGCAUCGGCAGCACUAUUGCGGCGGCCAUGCUGCUGCAGAUCGGCACCCUGGUGAAGAUGUGUAGUGAUUUCCUUAUGCAGGAGCUCAGCGUGGAGAAUUGUAUGUAUGUGGCCAAUAUCGCUGAUGCCUACGAUCUCAAAGAAACCAAGGAGGCAUCUCAGAAGUUCAUGCGGGAGAACUUCAUUGAGUUUUCUGAGAUGGAGCAGUUCCUGAAGCUCACCUAUGAGCAGAUCAGCGAUUUUCUCUCAGAUGAUUCCCUGCAUCUCCCCUCCGAGGUCACAGCCUUUCAGAUUGCAAUGAAGUGGUUGGACUUUGACGAGAAGAGGCUGAAGUAUGCGGCAGACCUCUUAACUCUCAUCCGCUUUGGCACCAUCUCUGCCCAAGACCUGGUGAAUCAUGUCCAGAGCGUGCCUAGGAUGAUGCAAGACUCCGAGUGCCACCGUCUCCUUGUUGAUGCCAUGAAUUACCAUCUGCUGCCAUACCAACAGAACAUCCUCCAGUCACGCAGAACAAAGGUACGCGGUGGCCUCAAGGUGAUUCUCACAGUUGGUGGACGUCCUGCCUUGACAGAGAAAUCUCUCAGCAAAGAUGUUCUCUACAGAGAUGAAGAUAAUGUGUGGAAUAAGUUAACAGAAAUGCCAGCAAAGAGCUUUAACCAGUGUGUGGCAGUCUUGGAUGGCUUCCUGUAUGUGGCCGGUGGCGAGGACCAGAAUGAUGCAAGGAACCAGGCUAAACAUGCUGUUAGCAAUUUCUGCAGAUAUGAUCCUCGCUUCAACGCUUGGAUUCACUUGAGCAACAUGAUCCAGAAGCGUACCCACUUCAGCCUCAACACCUUCAAUGGUCUCUUGUUUGCUGUCGGAGGGCGAAAUACUGAUGGUGUUCAGGCCUCUGUUGAAUGCUAUGUGCCCUCCUCCAACCAGUGGCAGAUGAAAGCUCCCAUGGAGGUGCCCCGCUGCUGUCAUGGCAGCUCUGUCAUCGAUGGCAAGAUCCUUGUAUCUGGAGGUUACAUCAACAACGCCUACUCCAGGGCCGUGUGUUCGUAUGACCCCUCUACUGACACCUGGCAGGAUAAGAGCAGUCUCAGCACACCUCGAGGCUGGCACUGCGCUGCGACUGUGGGAGACCGAGCCUACGUCAUCGGUGGAAGUCAGCUGGGAGGCCGUGGGGAGAGGGUGGAUGUCCUUGUGGUCGAAUCUUUCAACCCUCAAAAUGGGCAGUGGAGCUACUGCACGCCUCUUCACACAGGAGUGAGCACAGCUGGUAUUUCCAUUUUGAACAACAAGGUCUAUCUCCUUGGAGGCUGGAACGAGGGCGAGAAGAAGUACAAGAAAUGCAUUCAGGUUUUCAACCCCGACCUCAAUGAAUGGACUGAGGAUGAUGAAUUGCCGGAAGCAACAGUCGGUAUUUCAUGCUGUGUCGUCAACAUACCCACAAGGAAAACACGAGAGUCCCGAGCCAGUUCAGUUUCAUCUGCACCAGUCAGUAUAUAAGGGUUUAAUUGAUAGUACUUUUGUAGUUUACGUGUCUAAAGGUCUCCAGCUUGUCUGUUGCAUAAAGCUUGGUUCUCUCUACCAACAGCUGCUUUAUUGUGACUAAGAUUGUAAGUUUUAAUGGUCAUCAACUUUCUUUAGAUGAGCAAAAGUGAGCAAAAUGCAAAAAUUUAAGCUAGUGAUGUCAAGGAGAAUGGCGAAACUUAACAUUUCAUUUUCAAUAAUUAUAGUUUCAUAAUUAGUAUAUUUUGCACCCUUAAGGUCUGAUAAUAUGAAAGAGACGAACUGUGCAUCGCCAUAUGUGUCAGUUUUAGUAUUUUUAGAAAGAAAUGUUCUUUUGGGGCCAAUUCAGUUGAGAUAAUUUCGUUAGCCCUUUUUUUAGAGCAAAUAUAAUUGAUCUGAAAGGCAUAAAAUACAAAUUAGUGUUGAAAUUAAUCUGUGAAAGAACUAUAUCUUUAACCCAGUAUCAUGGAAAUUAUAACACUGGAUUUUGUGACAGUUCAGGUUUUGGUGACUACAGCUACUGUGAUUCUCAGAUACUUGAACAGAACGAUGAGCGUCGGAAAGCUGGAGCUGUGUUGGCAUCACCUGCCAGGAGUAGGUGCUUGAGAUUAGCGUUCAAACAUACCACACAGUAUUCAGUAGUCUUGUGUCGUAUGUCGUGUGAUCAUCACAAACACCAUCAGUGAAAAGAAAAAAGAUUCUCACGGGGGAAAAUGUUGUAAUGAUGAGGGGUUGAAUGGAUAUGGAUGCGGCUGUAAUAAACUCUUUUGUAAAAAAGUAAAAGAAAAAUGAUGUUGUCAGCCUGAGCUCUCCUGGAAGUCAGUACACAUGAAUUCCCUGACUGCUCAUGUGUUUUCAUUUUUUGUUUGUUAUUAAAUUAAAUUUUAAAUUAAAGAGAUGAAGUGUAAGCUA